CAAUCAAAUGGAGAUAGACGCAAGAUAGAGCUCGGCGGCCACUUGUGUCUCGCCCCUGACUCAGCUGAUUGUCAGUACCAGCGCACCGGCCGGCCAGCCAGCGACGCCCUCCAAAGCCUCCACAGCCACUCUCUCUUGCAUCUUCAAGACACAGUAACCAUGGCUCCUCCAGAAAGUCUUGCCAAAGUGUUCAAAUAUGUUGAUGAUAACAAAACACGGUUUAUUGAUGUACUGCGUGAGGCUGUUGCCAUCAAGUCAGUGUCUGCUUGGCCACAGAAGCGUGGCGAGAUAGUCCGUCAAAUGGAAUGGGCAAAAGCAAAGCUGGAGGCUCUUGGUGCGACUUGUGCUCUUCAUGACAUCGGCAUGCAGACAUGUCCAGAUGGCAAGAAAAUUCCUUUGCCUCCCGUAUUACUUGGCCAGCUGGGAACUGACCCAAAGAAGAAAACUGUGUGUGUGUAUGGCCACCUUGACGUUCAGCCAGCCCUGAAGGAAGAUGGAUGGGACACCGAGCCCUUUGUACUGAUUGAGAAGGAUGAGAAGCUGUAUGGCAGAGGUUCAACUGAUGAUAAGGGACCAGUCAUUGGUUGGAUACAUGCCAUAGAAGCUUUCCAGAAGAAUGGUCUGGAUGUUCCUGUCAAUGUUAAGUUUGUAUUUGAAGGCAUGGAAGAAUCAGGAUCAGAAGGGCUAGAAGAAUUGCUCAAAGCUCAGAAGGACAAGUUUUUGGCAGGCACUGACUUUGUUUGCAUCUCAGACAACUACUGGCUGGGCAAGAAUAAACCAUGCAUCACUUAUGGUUUGCGUGGAAUUUGCUACUUCUGCAUUGAGGUUUGUGGAGCAUGGAUUCUAAAUUUUCUAAACAUUGGAGGCACUGUUCAUGAGGCCAUGGCUGAUCUCAUCUACCUCAUGAAUACACUUCUUGAUAACAAAGGCAACAUUCUUAUUCCAGGUUUGAUGGAUGAAGUUGCACCAUUGACAUCAGAGGAAGAAAAACUAUAUGCCGACAUUGACUUCGAUGUGGAAGACUAUCGCAGGGACUUGGGUCAUGAUCGUCUUGUUCAUCACCAAGAUAAGAUCAAGACCUUGAUGGCACGGUGGAGGAACCCAUCCCUCUCCCUGCACGGCAUUGAAGGUGCAUUCAGUGAGCCUGGAGCCAAGACAGUCAUUCCUAGGAAAGUCAUUGGCAAAUUCAGCAUUCGCAUUGUGCCAAACCAAACUCCAGAAACAGUCAGCAAAGUAACUGUUGACUACCUGAACAAACAGUGGGAGAAACGAGGCAGUCCAAACAAGAUGAAGGCUGCUUUCUACCAUGGUGGCCGAUGUUGGAUGUCAGACCCAAACCACUCCAAUUAUGAGGCUGGGCGUCGGGCCACCAAGUUGGUGUAUGGGGUAGAACCAGACAUGACUCGUGAAGGGGGAUCCAUUCCAGUCACGCUGGUGCUACAGGAGGUAACUGGCAAGAAUGUGAUGCUGUUGCCCAUGGGAGCUUGUGAUGAUGGUGCCCAUUCCCAGAAUGAGAAAAUCAAUAUUCGCAAUUACAUUGAAGGAACUAAACUGCUGGCUGCCUACCUUCAUGAAGUUGCCAGUGUUUGAUGCAUUCAACUAGAUUUUGAAAUAAAUUCUCAUGCUACCUAUUGUAUCCUGAAAUUAUUUUCUGAUUUUUAUUAAUUCCAUGUUGGUUAGCAAGCAGAGCUAUGGAAGGUGGAGUGGUAUUGCUUCAGGAUGACUUAAUUUACAGUUCUCAGCCAUAAAGCUCAGACUGUCAUGGUUGUGCCUUACAUUUAUAAACAGUUUGCCAAAU
This is a messenger RNA of Portunus trituberculatus (swimming crab), 1798 nucleotides long. RefSeq names its product cytosolic non-specific dipeptidase-like (gene Cndp2). The transcript has 11 exons. Gene Ontology annotation, biological process: proteolysis. The coding region runs from base 160 to 1590 and encodes 476 amino acids. The record is from RefSeq and is a predicted model, not a curated record. Lineage: Eukaryota; Metazoa; Arthropoda; Malacostraca; Decapoda; Portunidae. Gene Ontology annotation, molecular function: metallodipeptidase activity.